CAUGUCGCAUAUACGUGACACCCAGCACGAAUGGGUUAAUAACACUAGAAAAAAAAGAAAGAAAAAAGAGGAAUACAGACACAAGUUGAUUCCUUGGCCAUCUAUGUAUAAGCAAAAUUCACAAAAUAAAACUACAGUGGAUAGUACUUUUACCUGACACCAGUAGGUUAAAAUUAAAGGAAGAAUAUGACUUGCAGGCUUUGUAUGGUCAGGAGGUGCACGCCCUCUCUUCUGCAGGCAAACCCAUCUCAGGCUGGAUUGCAAGGGAUGGUAUUCAGGAAUGUCGGGAAGCGUGUGGAGGACAUGGUUACUUGAGAUGUGCAGGAUUUGGUGAACUGCGCAACGACAAUGACGCUAACUGCACUUAUGAAGGUGAUAAUAAUGUCCUGUUGCAGCAGACAAGUAACUGGUUAGUGAGUGUAUGGAACAGGAAGUCCAAAAUGUCUGCAAAACAUCCAAUGGGCACUGCCGAUUACAUAGACAAUUCUGAUCAUAUUCUGAAGCACAGCUGGAAAACCUCACCCCUGAACCUGACUUCUAGAGAUCAGGAUAUUGUACAUGUUUGCCUGCAGUCAUUACAAUGGCUGGUGUGCUGGUUAUGUGAGAAGACAAGCAAAGCAUUCAAAGCAGAGAUUGCUGCUGGUGCAGAUCCAUUCACAGCAAGAAAUAACACACAGCUCUACCUUGCACGAACACUUUCACUUGCAUAUGUCAGACAAGUAAUUGUAGCUUGGUUUGAGCAGUCUAUCUGUAGUGCAGAGUCAAGUUUGCAGCCACCACUGUAUCACUUGUGUGCACUCUUUGCCCUCACCGAAGUGGAAAAGAUCAUCCCACAGCUAGUAGAAGGAGGACUGGUCCAGGAUGGUUCUUUUGUGUCCAUGGUUCACCACCAUAUCAAAAGGUUGUGUACUGAGCUUCUGCCUGAUGCUGUGGCUCUUGUUGAUGCCUUCGCACUUCCAGACUUCCUUCUACGUUCUGCUCUUGGCAAUGCUGAUGGAGAGGUGUAUCAUCACCUCAAGACAGCCAUGUUCACUGCUCCAGGGGCUAUGAGCCGACCAAAGGACUGGCAGGAGAUGGUGUACCCCACACCAGUUUCUAAACUCUAAGGACAGGCCUCUCUCAAUUCAGUAUUGAGAGGUUAUAUGGCAGUAUCACCCUUGUCUUAUUGAAUGCCCUUCCUAAUCAACCGUGGUGACAUCGCCUACGACACCUGCGUUUGACUUCUCAAGCCGAUAUGUCGUUUUCUUGAGCUCAAACCAGCAGUCAGAGCGCAAGCAUUUUUACGACUGCCGCGACGGGGAAUUGAACCCGGGACCACAAGGGUCGGAGUCCAGUGCUCUAACCACUGAGCUAUUGCGGCAGUCAUACAUAUAUAUAUAUGUAUAUAUAUAUAUAUUUAUAUGUAUAUAUAUAUAUAUAUAUAUAUAUAUAUAUAUAUAUAUAUAUAUAUAUAUAUA
Molecule: messenger RNA, 1457 nt
Organism: Penaeus indicus
Lineage: Eukaryota; Metazoa; Arthropoda; Malacostraca; Decapoda; Penaeidae
Product: peroxisomal acyl-coenzyme A oxidase 3-like
Exons: 7
Coding region: 441-1106 (221 amino acids)
Biological process (GO): fatty acid beta-oxidation using acyl-CoA oxidase; lipid homeostasis
Cellular component (GO): peroxisome
Molecular function (GO): fatty acid binding; FAD binding; pristanoyl-CoA oxidase activity
Source: RefSeq, a predicted model, not a curated record